AGAGGGCGACGACGGAGGAGGCCGUGUCUCUCACCGCCUCGGUGGUCUGAUGGCGCAGGAGGCAGGGUGCAGCCUGCCGGCGGGGGCCCGGACUCCAAAGGCUAUUUUGAAAAGUGAGCCCCUGUACGCACGCACACACACACGCACACGCAGCUGCUCGAAACCAUGACAGAAGAUGACGGACACAGUUGUCGCGGAGGGACAAGUCAAGUUUAGAGAUGGAAAAAAGUGGAAGACUCGGUGGGUCGUUCUUCGGAAGCCCUCUCCGGUCGCAGACUGCCUGUCCUUGCUGGUGUAUAAGGAGAAGAAGAAAGGGAAGGAGAAGGGCAGCGGCCACAAGGAGAGGCUGAAUGUAACACUGGAGGGGAUCUGUGGCGUGGAGCCAGGGCUCGGAUAUGAUGGCGUGUCCUACACCCUCUCCAUCCUUUGCUUGGCACACAUGCUGGUCCUUGGGUUCAACAACCGGGACACCCUGCUGGCCUGGGAUGCCCGCAUCCGCUACAGCUUGGGAGAAGUCCACAGGUUUAACGUCAACGUUGAACCAGGUACCAAACUGGAAAGCGGUCCUGCAUCACUCCACCUGUGCAACAACUUGCUGGUCCUCACCAGGGGCCUCCCUCCCGCCGUCGUUGGCCACUGGAAGUUGUCAGCGUUACGUCGCUACGGUGCUGUGCCAAAUGGCUUCGUGUUCGAGGGAGGGACUCGGUGUGGAUACUGGGCUGGUGUUUUCUUCUUGUCCUGUUCCGAAGGAGAGCAGAUCAGUUUCCUAUUCGACUGCAUCGUCAGGGGCAUCAACCCCAGCAGGGCACCACAUGGCCUGCAGCCUGACCUGCCAGCAGAUCCCAGUGCCGAUCCAGCUUCAGCAGAGGAACGAAUCAACCUCGAGGCAUCAGUGCUGGAGAAAAGACUGAGCAUGCUGUCUCAGUGCAGCUUAGCAAGCAGCACAGCCUCCUCUUACAGCUGCAGUACAUCUGUCGCUGGAGACGACCACAGCAGUAUUUCCAGCUCUUCCUCCAGUCAAUCAGAUGCGAGCUAUGGAAGCAGACUUCCAGUGUGGGCGGAGCCAUUAGGCAGACUGCACCUCUCCAGUGAGACAGCUUCAAGCUCUUCCACGCUGAAAGCACUGACCAGUUCAGAUGACCGGCUUUAUUCUGCUGUUUUGGGAGGCUCCAGGAGCCAUCCCUCCUCCACCCACAUCCAUCCUCGCGGUCUCCAUGACAGUGGGCGGCAGAGUUCAUUAGACAGUGGGAUUGGGAUAGCGACAGGCAGCCACUCUUCUUACUCAGGGAGCUAUUCCUCAUGUACGGGGAGUCUGGACAUGGCCAGCGGGGGAGUAGGGGAGGAAUUUGGCUCUGUGGCCAGCCUUCCUCCUGCUCCUUCUUUUCCUUCUUCACCUCCUUCUGCACCACCCCCAACUCCUCCUCCUUCUCCUUUUCAACCCAUGCUUAUCCCAGAGGGCAACACCGCCUCCUGUUCCUGCUCCUGCUCCUCCAGAUCUGCAUCUCGUACAUCUCGAAGGCAUAGUGAAGAAUACCAGAUUCCCAGUCUGCUUAGACUGUGGUAUGAUACCCCCAGGAGUCUACUCCGAGCUCAACCUCAGAAGAAGCCAUCGUCCCACGGAGCCCAGUCUGAGCUCAGCAAAGACAAUAAGAGCAGUGGAGGUGGAGGUGAUGGUCAGGGACAAGGAGGAGUGAUGGCUCAGCGUCAGGCCAUGAUGCAGCGCUCACACUCCUGGGGUAGCGAGAGGGCGCCCUCUGUGGACAGUGAGGGGAGAUCCACACCCAGACCCUUGUUGGUCCCUGGAGGCUUGUUUAAUGCAGAAAAGCAGUGCAGUCAUGGUUUAGACAACUACAUUACACAAGAGCAGUGGCGGUCAGUGAGGAACACAAGCCACACGCAGACUGACACCUCUCCACUGAUGCACCUGACACCUUCUGCAGAUUCACAAGACUCUCCUCUCUGUAUCAGGGAGGAACGUCAUGACAGCAGUGACAUCAGUUCUAAGCUUGCAAGUCUGAAGAAACUGUUGCCAUCUCUGCUCUUGCAUGCCCCUCCACCUCCUCCUGUCACACCGAGCAUGCACAGACCAACAUCAGCUUCUGGCAUGUUCAGGUUUUCCCACGAGGCUCCUCCCCCUGCAUCCCUGGACUGCGGGCCUUGUAGUAACAGCAGUGCUAAUUAUGUCAACAUCCCCGUUAGCCCUCUGCUGUAUAAAACUAGAGAGCUACUCUACACAGAGCUGGAGCUGCAGAAACCCAGCUCGGCUCCGGCCUCCAGUCCGCGCAGUGCUGAGAGAGGUAACACAGUGCAGCUCUGCAGACUCAGUAAGAACAUUGCACCUCAAACAGUUUUAGUUAACUAUUUGUCUUUUCCUGCUGCUGCUUUCUGUUUUGGUUUUAUAUAUGCCAAAUGAAUAGCUUCAAAUCCCAUUUUGCAUGCAAUAUCUCCACACUGUUAUAAUACAUGGCAUGUUUGAGAUGUUGUUAGAAUAUAGAAUAGCAAGCAAAGCUGGGGCAAACAGCUAUGAAACAGAUGGUUGAUUUGUUGAUUAUUCUCUGCCUAUCAUAACAAUAUGAUAGGUAUGAUGGGGGUCACUGCACCUAGUGCUCUGAUUACCACUGGGCUCUUCUUGAGCGUCAUUUAGAUGGUAAGCCACCACUAUGGAUGCCAGCUACUGCCUCUAUCUGCCGGUUCAUACUGGGCAGUAUACUAUCCUUCCAUGAUGGUUAUUUGGGGAUCUCAUGACACUGAUAUCUAUCUUUGGCCAGCUUAUUAUCACAGGCAGGUGUUCAUAGCCCCCUUGUUGUUGUACCUGGUAUAAGGUACUAGGUUGCAGCUUUCACCCAAGCGGGUGGGGGUGAUGAUAUUCUCCAUCCAACCUGUUGUCCUGGCUCCCCCUUGCCGUAGCAUGUGUGUUGUACCUUGUCAAUCUCUAGCCUUCUUUCAAAUGUUGGAAAGCUGAGCCACUAAUUUUUCUCUUGCCCACCUUACUGGACCCAGACACCCCUUACUGGAAUCGAACUUGCGACUCCCGCUCAAAAGGCAUGUAGUCUUACCACUGCUAAACGCAUAUAUUUCUCUCUAUUGGCUGACAACUUAAAAGAAAAGUGCAUGAAAAUGUGUUCUUAGAUCAGCUCACACUAUUAGGAAAAGCCUGAUAAAUACGUUCAAUAAAUGAGGAGGUGCAAUUUUUUUAUGGAAAACAGUCAAUUUAUUUCCUGGUGCUUCUGUGUAACCUAACUGAAUUAACAUAAUCUGACAUAUUUAGACUGUGAAAAUGAAGCAAUUUAUUAGAGGGAUGGAAAGCAAUUUACAUCAGUUAAAACCUAAUAAAAUGAGAGCAUUUCGAUUACAGGUAAUUUUAUGCCUUUUAAUACACAGAUGAAGUUAAUGUGUGAAAUGUGUAUUUCAGAAGUACCAAUUAAAAAUCAGUCUGAGGAGACAGAAGGGGCAGAGUGAGGAUAUAAUGCAUCUCUGGGAGACUGGUCUAAGAUUAUAUGACACACUGUAGAAAGACUGUUUUUUUUUUUUUUUUUAUUAACCCCCUCCAUCAUUUUCCCAUCCAGAAGAGGGCUCCAUCAGGUACGCCCACCUGGACAUCACUGCCAUGGAAACAGCUCAGAGAGUGGGGGCGGAGCAUGUUCAGGCCAGGGAGGACAGACUGACUCAGCUGGAGAGCAGGCGGCAAGGGCCACCAAACUGACUCUGGAACGCCCAACUGGAUGACACUUCAGAAUAGUUUUGACUGCAGAUUCUCUCCAACUCUCUGGAAAAGCUGACGGACUCAAAUGUGGUGGAUUAUCAUACCGGUUAUUUUGUACUUAAAAACACACCCACAGUUGUGACAUUGUAAUGAAAUUCCCACAGUCCAUUCCACUAACGGUAAAGCUUUGGGAGCUUUCUUAUGCAGCUUCUAUUUUGUGUUAAGUGUUUUUCUCAUACCGUACUUGUUUUUAAACUAGCUUUUUCCUGCGUUUGUCUUGAUACCUUUUAUCACAGAAAUGUUACAUAGUUGUCUGCAUGGCUUUUAUGCAAGAUGCAAAAAAACUCAACCCCUCCACACACACACACACACUCAAUGUCUUCUUCAACACAGACAUGAAAGUCAAUCCAGUUUAAAACAAAAUCAUUAACAAGGUCUGUGGUUAAGCAGUAGUUGCAAAUGAUCUGCUGUGUUUUGCGAUGUAAGAACAGGCAGCCUUAAAGGAGCUAUUCCCCAAAUUUAGUCAUAUUUUAAGUCCUUUUAGUAUUUGUUGGAUCCAGAUUUGCCUUACAGGCAAAAAUUUCUGGUUUAAGGAGGACACACAAACCCAUCCCUCAUGUGAUCACAAGCUAGUGUACUCAUCGUGUCAGUCCCAGGUGUGGAUUAAAGGGAGGGUUGAAUAAGGAAGACCAUCCGGUAUAAAAUCUGUGCCACAUCAAAAACAGCGAAUCCAUCUGCUGUGGCAAGCCUUUGGGAAUGAGCACGCAGCUGAAUGUAACAGUCCUUUUAUUAUUUGAGUCCUGGAACUUUAUGACCACACCCUGUAUAUGCUGAGGAUUGACGGAAACCUACCUUACCGAUGCCAACCAGUAAUCUCAAGUCUAUCAAGAUUACUGGUUGAAUGGCUUUAAUUAUAAGGCGAUGGGCGUAAACUAUUGUUUAUCAUCAUUAUUGCGUAUGGAAAACAAGAAUAAAUGACAGCUUUUUCAGCUGUAAUGUAUUUACAGUUCUUGCUGGGUUGAUUUUCCUCAGGCUUUGUGAUCACCAUAUAAUUUAUGCUACCUCUUUUAUCAAGAGGUAAGUGACUGCCAUUGUUUGGGUUUGGAUGAAAAUAAGAUUUCACAGUGAGAUAAAGCCCACCUCAUCUCAUGCCUUACAAUUGAAUGCCAAGAGCCCCAACUUCCCUGGUGAUCAUUCCACCUCAAAGCGGAAAAGCAUUCGAUAAAAAUAAGCAGCUUACAGUUAUACCCAGGGUGCAAAUUACAUUAAUCCAGGCCCAUGUGGUCCAAGCAGGACAUGACUAAGUAAUCAGCCAUCCAGAAACAUUAUUCAUCACAGUAAUCAAUGCCUCUGCUUCUGGUCCGUGAGAGGCCAGGAACUGAUGAAUGGAAAAGCAUAGCGUUUGUUUCAAUUCCUCACCUCCCUCUUGAUAUCAUCAGGACAAAUUGUACAAUAAUGGAUGCAAAUUUAUUUUUAUCAUUUUGGUUCCCCACUAGUGUCUCUGAGGAGAAAGAAACAGCGUGAGGAUGACUCACGAAAAUGUAACGUUUUGCAAAAAAUAUCCUUUAAUGUCACUACAGAGACCGCUUUUCUCUACAGUGUAUUAAGUGCUUUUAUUUAUGCCAAAGCGUACGAAUGUUGUAAAUCUGUAUUUUUAAAAUAUUACUGUAUGUCUGUUGUUGGCACCUGUAUUCUUACUGAAUAUUAAAGAUUGCUAUUUUAUUUUCA
Molecule: messenger RNA, 5431 nt
Organism: Oreochromis aureus
Lineage: Eukaryota; Metazoa; Chordata; Actinopteri; Cichliformes; Cichlidae
Product: protein Dok-7-like
Exons: 12
Coding region: 176-2413 (745 amino acids)
Biological process (GO): neuromuscular junction development; positive regulation of protein tyrosine kinase activity
Molecular function (GO): protein kinase binding
Source: RefSeq, a predicted model, not a curated record